AUGGGAGGUGCCAUUCUCUACCGAGUCGUGGACGCCAUGGUGCAGGAAGAAAAAACUCGCAUGGCCAAUCUCGUGUCCGAACCGGAUGAAGCAAGCCCAUUACGAGAAUCGAAUUACAAAUUCAUCGCCUGCACAAAAACAUCCGUUUCAGCAGAGCGCCUGCUCGGCUCGCUCACUCCAGAGCAACGAAGCUACGUCAGUGUCACUCACAGCCUCAACGUACCCGUGGAAGUGAUUGAAAACGCAGACAUCGUCGUUCUCGCAUUCAAGCCAUUCAUGGCGGAGGACGUGUUGACGACCCCCGGAAUGCAUCAGGCGCUCGCCGGCAAGUUGGUCAUCAGUGUUCUCGCCGGGCAGACCCCCCAGGAUCUCACUCGAAUGAUUUUGCGAAGCGAAGCUAUUGGACCGUCUCAAUUAGACUCCCGGGCCAACCCCGUGUUGAUGAGCCGUCCGAUCGUGGUCAAGGCGAUUCCUAACAUGGCUGCCCGAUACAGUCAGUCGACCACCAUUAUCGAGACGCCGGAGGAACGACUUCCUGACCACAUGUCAUCCUUUGUGGAGUGGUUGUUCAGCCAGGUCGGCACAAUCAAGUACCUACCGCCGAAUCAGAUGGACCUGGGCUCGGUCCUAGUCGGUGCCACCCUUGCAGCUAUGACGGUCCCGGUGGAAGGAAUGCUGGAUGGGUGCGUGGUCGAAGGCAUGAAGCGACCAGAUGCGAUGGAGUUGAUGAUCGGUGGGUUGAAGGGACUGACGGCAGCUUUGGAGGCGGGAGUUCAUCCAGCCGUACUGCGCGAGAGCAUCUCGUCUCCACGCGGAUGUACCAUCCAAGCCCUGCUCACGCUGGAAAAGGCCGGGAGUCGGGCAGAUUACGCAGAAGCCAUCAUCAACGGUACGCAGCAUCUCAAGAAGCCAAAGCACUAA
Molecule: messenger RNA, 921 nt
Organism: Penicillium oxalicum
Lineage: Eukaryota; Fungi; Ascomycota; Eurotiomycetes; Eurotiales; Aspergillaceae
Product: pyrroline-5-carboxylate reductase
Exons: 1
Coding region: 1-921 (306 amino acids)
Biological process (GO): L-proline biosynthetic process
Molecular function (GO): pyrroline-5-carboxylate reductase activity
Source: RefSeq, a predicted model, not a curated record